Drosophila sulfurigaster albostrigata is the source of this 1432-nucleotide messenger RNA. It is a transcript of the gene Pp1-87B, whose product is annotated as serine/threonine-protein phosphatase alpha-2 isoform. Gene Ontology annotation, molecular function: protein serine/threonine phosphatase activity. Lineage: Eukaryota; Metazoa; Arthropoda; Insecta; Diptera; Drosophilidae. The transcript is spliced from 2 exons. The record is from RefSeq and is a predicted model, not a curated record. Gene Ontology annotation, cellular component: nucleus; cytoplasm. Bases 172 to 1080 code for a protein of 302 amino acids.
ACUGGCCAUUUCCUUCUGUUUUCUGAGUAAAUUCGGUCACACUGGUGAAAUUUUCUGGUAGUAGCUGUGCUGUGAAAAAUAUUUAUAGUGAAAAAUAUACUUCAAAGCCACUUGCCCUUCUUUGGUGGAAAAUUGAAGCACAGCAAUUGCGCAGCAAAACCAAACAGAAACAUGGGCGAUGUUAUGAAUAUCGACAGCAUCAUAUCAAGACUUCUGGAAGUGCGUGGGGCACGGCCUGGCAAAAACGUUCAGCUCUCCGAGAAUGAAAUUCGUGGCCUCUGUCUGAAGUCGCGAGAGAUAUUUCUGUCGCAGCCCAUACUGUUGGAGCUGGAGGCGCCAUUAAAGAUUUGCGGUGACAUACAUGGCCAAUACUACGAUUUGCUGCGACUGUUUGAGUACGGUGGCUUUCCACCGGAAUCAAAUUACCUGUUUUUGGGCGACUACGUUGAUCGUGGCAAACAGUCGCUGGAAACCAUCUGUUUGCUGCUCGCCUACAAGAUCAAAUACUCGGAGAACUUCUUUUUGUUGCGCGGCAAUCAUGAGUGCGCUAGCAUAAAUCGCAUCUACGGCUUCUAUGACGAAUGCAAGCGUCGCUACACCAUCAAAUUGUGGAAGACAUUCACCGACUGCUUCAACUGCUUGCCAGUGGCAGCCAUUGUGGAUGAGAAGAUAUUCUGUUGCCAUGGCGGUCUCAGUCCCGACCUCUCGUCGAUGGAGCAAAUUCGCCGCAUCAUGCGACCCACUGACGUGCCAGAUCAGGGCCUGCUCUGCGAUCUGCUGUGGUCCGAUCCGGACAAGGAUACCAUGGGAUGGGGCGAGAAUGAUCGCGGUGUCAGUUUCACUUUCGGCGCCGAGGUGGUGGCCAAAUUCUUGGAGAAACACGAGUUCGAUCUCAUUUGCCGCGCCCAUCAGGUGGUCGAGGAUGGCUAUGAGUUCUUCGCCAAGCGACAGCUGGUCACACUCUUCUCGGCUCCCAAUUAUUGUGGCGAAUUUGACAAUGCUGGUGCGAUGAUGUCUGUGGAUGAAUCACUUAUGUGCUCAUUCCAGAUCUUGAAACCGGCAGAUAAACGUAAAAAGUAAUAUCAUCAAACUCCCAAAAAAAACACCAACAACAACCAAUCACACACUUUUCUAUAUACAAUGCAGGCAAAAAUUAUAAUGAUUCAACACAUAACCGAGGGGCAAUCUAAUUUUACAAUCCAACAAUCCGCACCACAAUAGCGACAAAGGGAAGAACCGAACGCUCUGCGAUUAUAAUGAAAAACAAAAAAUAUACAAUAAUAUGAAAUCCAAAAACCUGGAGAAAAUAUUAUCUUUUAAGAAAUAAAGAGAUUUGCUUCAACUACAAAAAAUAACAAGAAACAAAACAUUCACCAAGCAUUCAAAAAAAACAGGCAUGACAUGAUAAUUUAGAAAACAUAAAACUACCAUU